AUGACACACCGACCGACGUCAAGAUUAUUUCUUUUCAUUGGCCUUGCGCUGUUCUUCGUCCUUACCCUCACAUUCCUCCGCCAAAACUCUCCAUUAAGUCCCGAAGCGCGUGCGCCGGGCCACGUUGACAGGACGAUUCCCAAUGUUGAGAUCUCGGAUAAAAUGUUGCACGGGGCGGUGGUAACUUCGAAAAUGGGCAAUGAGACUGCGAAAGCGGAACUUGGCAGAUCAGCCUGGAGAGUGCUGCAUACCAUGAUGGCGCAGUUUCCGGAUAAACCAUCAGCGGAGCAACAAGAAACGCUACGGUCAUUCAUUUACCUAUUCUCAAGAUUGUAUCCUUGUGGUGAAUGCGCUUCCCAUUUCCAGGCGCAUUUGGCGAAGUUUCCCCCGCAAGUGUCAUCGCGCUCCGCAGCCGCUGCAUGGGCAUGCCAUGUUCAUAACGAAGUGAACAAAAUGCUUUAUAAAGAUAUCUUCGACUGUAGCAAGAUUGGUGAUUUCUACGACUGUGGCUGCGCGCACGACGAGGGUGAUAGCGAAGAUGGUGGACAGAAUAGCGUCAUGAAUCCCGUGAAAAAUGCCGAUGACCCCCUCUCAGGCAAGGCGGAGAUGAGCGGAGGCUCAGUGAAGAAAACGCCGGAUGGGAGGCAGAUUAAUGCUCAAUCGUUUCCUCCCGGCAACAAAUGGUUAACGGUAUAUUCGGCUUUGAGCGACUGA
Molecule: messenger RNA, 714 nt
Organism: Histoplasma mississippiense
Lineage: Eukaryota; Fungi; Ascomycota; Eurotiomycetes; Onygenales; Ajellomycetaceae
Exons: 4
Coding region: 1-714 (237 amino acids)
Cellular component (GO): mitochondrion
Molecular function (GO): flavin adenine dinucleotide binding; flavin-dependent sulfhydryl oxidase activity
Source: RefSeq, a predicted model, not a curated record